Molecule: messenger RNA, 5638 nt
Organism: Dermochelys coriacea (leatherback sea turtle)
Lineage: Eukaryota; Metazoa; Chordata; Testudines; Dermochelyidae
Gene: NOXA1
Product: NADPH oxidase activator 1
Exons: 15
Coding region: 2493-4034 (513 amino acids)
Biological process (GO): superoxide anion generation
Molecular function (GO): protein binding; superoxide-generating NADPH oxidase activator activity
Source: RefSeq, a predicted model, not a curated record
CGGAGCCCGGGUUCCAGCCCCUCGGGAGCUCGCUAUUGCUGCUUUCCCCUGGGGUUCCGCUCUCUCUUUCCCCGUUUGGGUACCGACUCAGCUUUCUAAAUGAAAAUAUAGCGUCAGUUUACAUCAUGGUUUUAGUUCUGUUUGCUCCUGUUAUUUUGAUUGCCUAACCCUUUUCAUUGCUUUUUUGACUUCUGCUGCGUAUUGAGCUGAAGUUUUCAGAACUAUCCCCGGUGACAGCCGGGCCUUUUCGCUGAGUGCUUACAUUUCCUUUAGAUCCCCAAAACGUGUAUACAUAGGUUAAAUUAUUUCUUCCUGUGAGCAACCUUUCACCUGCCAAUGUAUCUUGUCUGCCAUCAUAUUGCCCAGUCAGCUAGUUUUGUUCCUCACAAUCUUGCCUAGCCUUGACUAAAACGAAAGAAUCUUGUGUCAUUAACAGAUCUUGCUACUCUGAAACCUGUCACCUCCUUGUCGCCCUUUAUUCCAGAUUGCUUGCAUAUUAAACCACUCCGGUUUUAAUACAGACCUUAGGGCAACUCACUGGUUUCAGAGUAGCAGCCGUGUGAGUCUGUAUUCGCAAAAAGAAAAGGAGGACUUGUGGCACCUUAGAGACUAACAAAUGUAUUUGAGCAUAAGCUUUUGUGAGCUACAGCUCACUUCAUCGGAUGCAUUUGGUUCACUCACUGUUAACCUUUUGCCAUUAGUUCAAACUUCUUGUUUUCUGUCUCCUAGCUGUCAAUAUCUAAUGAGAUAAAACUUCACCUCUUAUCCCAUGGCUACUUAGUUUUCUUAAGAGACUUCGCAUAAUUAGCAGAGGAAAAAUAUCAAAUUCUGUUAUGAGAUGUAAAUAUGGCUUCCCAAAGUCACUAUCAACACAACUGUUUUCUUGCCAAAAAGAAAGGAGAGCAGCAGCAGUUCUCAGGUGAUGCUCUGGCACACCAAUGAUUCAUGGAAUUUCUAGUCUGCAGAAUUUUUGUAAAAUGAGCAAUAAGUGAUUGGGGUGUAUUUGACAUGAUAUGGCGCUACAGAAAGAUCUGUCUCUUAUCUUAUAAAGUGCCCCACAAAAUGACUCAGUUGGAGAUCUGCUGUUUGACAGAAUCUGUUGCUACUGGCACAGGAAAGAAAUCUUCCAAGCAGCAUAUAAGCAGCAUGUCUCUGUUCUUCCUCUCCCUGAAAAGAAAAUGGAGAUGGUUCUUAACUGUAGAUGAGCUCUUGAUACUGCUAUUCAACCCUAAUAUCCCCAGAAAGAGGGACUAGGACUAGAAUGUCAUUCCAAACGCUAAGCAGAGGAAUCCACUGGUUCACUAGGGCACUACACCAUUCAAUACAAAAAAGCUGCACAAGCAGGGAGACCUAUUUGUACCCUUCUGUUGUCCCUAAUCAAAUUGUUACUCAGAACACACACCCACUCUUUGCAGCCACAUACUCCGGGUGGAUUCAGCAGGCUUACAAUUUGUGAGGGUCUCUCCAAGUAAGAAAAGGGCUCCAAACUGGCAAAGGAGCCAUGACUUGUCCAAAUUCCUGGUCCAAAGUCCAGAGAGGAAGAUUGGACAGUGAGUUACCUCUCCUACUGCUGAAUUGGUUUAGUAAUUGUUUAGCUGCCUCUCUUUCUUGUGCUGCUGAAGGAGGUUGCUGUGUUAUGAUAGAAAUAUCUUUUUUUAUACUGCACAGGAAUAACAGAUUCCUUUAUUAUGUGGGCAGCGUGAGAUUUCAGAGUCCUUAACUGUUCAUAUCCUUGAUUUUAAGUAGUUGGCACUUUAAUUAGGUGAUAGGUAACUAUACUGUUGUCAUUUAGCACCUUAACUGGCUUUGGAAAGCAUUUUUAUUGGGUUUCAGCCAGAACCCUAAUGUUUAAAUUAUGAACAUAAAUGCUAUAUUUACAUGUGAAAUUUGAACAUGAAUUUUGUGCAUGAAGUUUAGGAUCCUGUGUUGAAUCAUUUGGCCGUAACAUUUUUGCAUUGUAUUAAUAUGAUUAUUUUAUUUUUGACUGUGUCCAAAAGCUUACCAGGCCCUUCACAGAAGAGAGAAAGGCAGAGCACCUGGCCAGAAGUGCUUCAUAUCUAAUUUUAUGCAUUCCACCUUUUCUUUGUGAAAUACAGUGAAAUACUUAGAGUACAAUGCAAUAGGUGAACAAAUCUGUGUUUUAUAUGCUUUAUACAGAUUUGAGGCCAGACCUGCAUUCAGUUAUACGCAAGUGUGUGCAACUGAGAUGUCAAUCUCACUGUCUAUGUUCAGGCAGAUAUUUAGGUUAACUUCUCCUACUUUUGCUCAUUUCCUUGAAAUCUUUGUGUUUCUGAACCCAUUGAGUAAUAAAGGGAGUAUUUUAGCAAAGUAUGACUUAGAGGCUGCUGAACUUCCUUGUUAGUCCUGAAUUCCAGGCAGGCGCACCUAUCUGUCAGCAAAGAGCUGAGUGAGGCUUUAGGCAGCUGCCAAGAUAGCCAGACCCUGAAGGACUUUAGAGAGGAAUCUGUUUUAUUUGUGUAUACGGAGAGAAAAUGGCAUAUCGAGACUUAGUAAGAGGCUGGCAUGAAGGAAUUCUGGCUGUGGAUAAGGGGGACUGGGGCUCUGCCUUGAAAAUCUUCUCCAGUAUUGAAGAGCCGUCCUCCAGGAUCUGUUUCAACAUCGGCUGUGUGCAUCUCUUAACAGGGAACCCUGAGGGAGCCUUGCAGGCCUUUGAUAAAACAGUUACCAAGGACAACCAUCUAGCUGUUGGCUUCUUUCAAAGAGGGUUUGUCCAUCUGCAGUUAGCAAUGUAUGAAGAAGCUCUGUAUGACUGCAGCAUGGCCCUCACUCACCUAAGAAAUAACCUUUUCAUUGACUACAAACAACUGGGACUAAGGCACAUGCUCUGUGCCUGGGAGGUGCUAUACAAUACUGCAGCAGUGCAGAGCCGGCUUGGGCUGUGGCAGGAAGCUAGAAUAACCCUGGAGGAGGCUGUCAGACAGAGGCCUGAAGGAAGACCCACAAGCCUGGAUAUUGCCCUUGAGCGGGUGCAGAAUCAUCUCCUCCUGGAGCCCAUACAUGUUCCCCUGGAGGAAUUUUUCAGACCAAGAAAGGAGGAAGUUGAGCAGCUGAAUUCAAAAGAUUUCCUGGGUAAACCAAAGAUGAUCUCCUCCAUCAUUCCCAAUGAUGAGUACAUCGGAUUUGAGCCUCUCAGGCCACAGAGACAGGGCUUUUACGAACCCAGUGUCAAUGCUGUGCGAGACCAUGACUCAGGUUACUAUCGAGUUGUGACUCAUUAUUACCCUGAGGACUCCGAAGAGAUGGCAGUGAAGGGCAGCACUAUCAUCUUUGUACUAAAUAAAGGGGCAGACGGCUGGGCUACAGCCAUAUGUGACGGACAGAAACUGCGUAUACCGACCUCUCAUCUGGAGCCUGUUCAUGCCCCCAAGGCUGAUAAAUGGAAAGUCAGUAAUGGGAUCCCUCUUCCCCCUGUUAAAGUACCCCCCAACCGGCCCCACUUGCAGGAAAUGGACCAGCAGCCAGGACCUGCUGAGGGAGAAGACACUGCUGCAAAUGAUGCUGAUCUGCAAGCAGACUCGCAGGUCCCACUGGCUCAGGACAAAGCAUCCUCCAGUGAGAACAGCUCCAUCCUGCUGAAAGUCCACUGUGACUAUACAGUUAAAGUGAACAAGACCCUGACCUUGUCAGACCUCAGGUCUCUACUGCGGGAGACAUUCAGCCAGCAGGCAGAGAUUGGGAAGCUGAGCUGCAGGCUUUCAGACAGCAAAGAGUUAAUUGUGAUUUCGGGAGAAGAGGAACUGGAAAAGAUGUGGCAGCAGGUGACAGAUGGGAGGCUGACACUCUGGUGCCAGGGCACAGGUGCCUGUUCAGACAGACCUGUUCUCUACAGGAUGGUAGCACACCAUGGUUACACAGCGCAAAGGCCUGAGGAUCUGGAAUUCAAUGAAGGAGACACACUGGACAUUCUCUCUGAAGUGAAUGAGGAAUGGCUUGAAGGCCAUUGCAAUGGCAACUUUGGCAUUUUCCCCAAGUGCUUCGCUGCUCAGGCCAGCAUUGGGGCUGCCCUCCCUUAGAGAAGAGAUGCUUCUUCCUGCCAGACUCCACAAGAAGCCGGCUAGGCUCUGGACCCCACUUCACCUUACUCAUGUCUCCUACAGAACAGGAGAAGCUUACGCUAAUUAAUUCAGGUCUGACCAUCGCCUGCUCUGCUAGGUAUUUAAUGAAGCUGCCCAUACAGGACGCUUCCCAGUGUGGGACCCCAUUAUCCAGAAACUGGGCAGGAUUAGUUUCUGUAGCAGAAAUAGCAUUUUCUAUGGCAUGUGUCUGGCCUCAAUAUAAUAAUAAUAAUUAAUAAUAAAAGUGAGAUGACAGGUCUGACUGGGGAGUGGGGGAGGUGGGAUCUGGGUGCAAGGCAUGGGGUGGUGUCUCAUGAAGGACACUCUGAGAGGUGCUGACACAGCAAAUGGAGAUUUCCCAUCUCAGACCCAGCCACCAGCUCUUUCUGUAGCAAGAACUUGGGGUUCAAAGGUGCAGAUUAAAUGGCAAUAAGAACCAGCUCCUCCAAAAGAGGAGGCCGUGCUCUGAUAGUGGCAGGGGGCCUGGCUCAGGCCUUAAUCCCCACUUCCCACCAGGUGGAAUAAAAGUGAGGGAAGUGGGACUUUGCUGUCACUGGAUAUGCCCAUGCUGCUGUUAGAAACCCACGGCUGCCCCAUGCCAGCUGACUCGGGCCCAGGGACUGUUUGAGCUCAGUGUAGGCAUUUGGGCUCAGGGCAAUUAAAUAGCUCCUUAGCCUGAGCCCCACGGGCCUGAGUCAGCUGGCACAAGCCUGCAGCAGGGGACUAAUGGCAGUACUGACAGACCCACUGAGGCCAGACUGUGGGAGGCAAUGUGCCACCCAAAGAGCCAGAGCACAGGGAGGCAGGCCUGAUUCUCUGGGACCCACACAGUGUAGAAACAGCACUGUUCUGGUUUUCACACCCACUUUGGACUGCUGUAAAUGAGUGCACAUGAAUCAGGCAUAGGGUGUGUGGCCUCUCCAAGCCCCAUUGAUCUGCCAGAGGCAAAGGGCCCUGCGCCCAGACAUCUUGGGUUGUGGGAAUUGUCCCUGGUCAGCUGAACACUGGUGUUGUCCCAAUCGGUUCCGUGAAGUUGGGCCAAAGCAGGGAGCCAGACUAUGAGGGACUGAGAACUGGGUUGGAGGGAAGGAAUGCAGGGCCUGGGGAUAAAGAACAGGGUGGGGGAGAUGGCCAGGUGACAGGAGCUGAGGCAUUGGGGGGAGGGCAGCCAGAGAAACAGGUCUAGCAAAGCCCAGAGGGAUCAGGGAGUGGAGAGCCAGAAGGAGGAAGUGGUAAGUGGAGCUGAAAGGAGUCAUGGGGGAGCUAAGAACACAGAGAGGGCGGGGCUCAUGGGAGUAGAUAAAAAUAACCUGUGGGGGAGAGGGGUGACCUAGGGACUCUACUUUGCAAAAAGGGAUGCAGGAUCUGCAGGAUGUUCCUGGGCACCAGCCCCUGGGGCUCGCUCGGCCCAUCAGCCACGCAGAGCAUGAGCCUUUGGGAGCUCACUCAUCCCCACGGGCCUGAGGGAGCUCCCUUGGCCUUCCUUCCUGCCUGACCUCUCACUCGGCCAAGCCUCUGCGGAGUUGCUCAGCCCAUCAAUCCUUAAUAGUCCUCACCUGGCU